Molecule: messenger RNA, 3871 nt
Organism: Patella vulgata (common limpet)
Lineage: Eukaryota; Metazoa; Mollusca; Gastropoda; Patellidae
Product: cytochrome P450 4F4
Exons: 13
Coding region: 225-1736 (503 amino acids)
Molecular function (GO): iron ion binding; oxidoreductase activity, acting on paired donors, with incorporation or reduction of molecular oxygen; monooxygenase activity
Source: RefSeq, a predicted model, not a curated record
CUCCCAACAAAACAGAGAAAUAGACAAAGCUAGCGACACAGAAACAUUCAACAGGAAAGGUCAAACAUUCAAGGGAAACAACUCUAAUUCAAAUGACCCUUGACCUAUUUCCAAGGAGUGAUAACAGCACAAAACAGAACACGGUAAAGCUGGGACACCAUUCCAAAUAAAACAUUAUAGAGGAAGGAAAGUUUGUUUUAAAAACGUGUAGUGGAGUUUUAGACAUGGCAUCUUUCGAUAUAUAUCUCUACUGUGGACUGACAGCCGUUCUGGCAUACUUAAUUUACAAUUGUGCUACCUUAGUAACCGGCUACAUGGAAUGGUUGAAUCUAAGGAAAAGCUUUGCACAUUUACCGUUCCAUUGGUUUUUAGGAACUCUGCACUUGAUUAAAAGUGUGGAGGACAUAUUUCUUAUUCAUAAACCAUUGGUAAUGGCAGGUCAUAAAACGAUAUUAUACUGGCUUGGUCCACAUAGACCCGUACUAAUCACCGUUAAUCCAGAUACAGUCAAGGUCAUCUUGAAAUCUACAGCUCCUAAAUCCAAGGGUUUGAGUGGAUACAGUCUAUUAAUGCCUUGGCUAGGUGAUGGCUUGUUGAUAAGUGAUGGUAAAAAAUGGGAGAGAAAUCGUAAACUUUUAACAGCUGCUUUUCAUUUUGAGAUAUUACAGCCUUAUGUUGGUAUUUACAACAGUGUUACCGAAAUAUUAAUGAAAAAAUUAGAAAAAUCAAAUGGUGAAUUUAUUGAAGUGUUUGAACCUGUUAGUUUGGCGACGUUAGACACCAUGUUACAGUGUGCAUUCUCGUAUCAAGGAAAUAUACAACAGCUCGGAAAUCAUCAUCCCUAUGUUGUUUGUGUUCAGAGAAUAUGUCAAUUAGCUUUAAAAAGGAGUUUGGGUUUAUUGAGUCUGUUUACACCAUAUUAUAAACUAACUAAGGAUGGUCGAGAGUUCUUUCAAAAGUGUGAUUAUGUCCAUCAGUUUUCUACAGAAAUUAUUAACAAGAGAAAAGUUGAAUUGCAAAAUAAAUCUGAAGAAGAAAUAAAGAAGAAACGCCAUCUUGAUUUCCUGGACAUUUUGUUGACAGCUAAGGAUGAAAAUGGUGAAAGUUUGUCAGAUAUAGAAAUACGAGAUGAAGUUGAUACUUUUUUAUUCGAAGGUCAUGAUACGACGGCGUCGGCUAUUAGUUGGUGUUUUUAUGCCUUGGCUCGAUAUCCACAAAUACAGGAGAAAGUUUAUGAUGAUGUUUCAAGAGUUUUAGAUGUUUCUACAGAUUUACAAUGGAAAGAUCUGCCAGAGUUUACAUUCUUACCGCUGUUUAUCAAGGAAACAUUGAGAUAUUAUUCACCUGUACCGACCAUCAGUCGGCAGGUAAAGGAUCCGAUGGUAAUCGACAAUGUGGAGAUACCAAUAGAUACGGUUAUCGAUAUCAACAUGGUUCUUAUUCACCAUAACCCUAAUAUAUGGUCAGAUCCUGAGGACUUUAAACCAGAAAGAUUUACCACUGAGGCCAUUGAUAGCCGAGAUCCAUAUGCUUUUGUUCCUUUUUCUGCUGGGCCAAGAAAUUGUAUUGGUCAGAAUUUUGCCAUGAAUGAGAUGAAGACAGUGAUUAGUCGAGUUGUACACAGAUUUCGUGUAGAGUAUGAUGAGACAAGAAUACCUGAACCGAUACCUGAAAUAGUUACACGAGCUAAAGAUGGGUUAUAUUUGCGAUUUAUACCCAGAAACCCUGGAAAAUAAAUGGAUGAAGUACAAGCUCCGGGUAUCAUUUGGAUUCCUCAUUAUUCUUAAAAGUUUUUUAAAUACGCCCACAUUUUCAUGUAGACAUAUAUUGUUGUAGCCUGUGUCCGUCCAUCCACAAUUGUUUGUGCACACUCUACAGGUCACAAUUUUUAUCUGAUUUUGAUGACACUUGAAAUAUAGGUUUAUCUCCAAAAGAUCUUAAUUCCUUUCGAUAUUGGCAUCUUUCGGGCCAUAACUUCUUGGAUUAUGGUUCCUGAUUGUACGAAAAAUCAUGUUUUUAGCUUGUAAACACUCUAGAGGUCACAAUUACCCAAAGAUCUUGGUUCCUUUCGAUAUUCACGCAUAUCAGACUGUAGUAACUUUCUGGGUUAUGGCCCCUGAUUGUUUGAAAAAUGGCUUCUUUUUUUUAGCUUGUUCCCUAUCUAUCUAUUUCAAAAUGUGGGUGUAUCUUGCAUGUCAAUCGCUGAUUAUAAAUAUCAUUCAUAAUUAAAAUGUAGCCUGGUGAUUACGUUUUUUUUUGUUUAUGUGCUUUUUAUAGAUUAAUUUGUUGUGAUUUUAUAUUUGUUUUUGUAAAGCGCCGGAGAGCAGCUUGCUGAGUUGAAUUGUUGGUGCUAUAUCAAUUAUUAGUAUUAUUAUUACUACUUUACUUCCCAUUUCCCAAUAUUGUUUAGAUUAAUAAAAAAAUGUACAUUACCCUCAUAGAGAUAUAUUGAAAAAUAUUCAUAAUCAUAUAUAUUAUAGAUAUCAAUCAUAUGUCAAAUAUUGCUAAGAAUAAUUUGCUCAAAUAUCUUAAAGAUACAUUAUAUAAGAUUUAGAUAAAGAGCAGACCAUUCUUGCUAUAAUAGCUCAAAAAUAGAUAAUAUAAAAUGAACAUAUUGAAAAUUUCAUUCAAAUUACUUCAUUCAGAGCCAAGUUAUCCCUGUUUGUAGUUUUGGCAAGAUGUGUUCAUAGUUGUAACCAGGGCACUGGUAUAUUCGAGACUUAGCUUCGCUUUCCCAUUUUUAAAUUAAUUUUUUUUAUAAUGGCGAACCGUUCUAAUCUAGUUAAAAUCUCAAGUAUCCGAUGUCAUCGAGAGUUGAUUAUGGUCUUGUUUUGUUAAUAAAUGUCUAAUUAAUGGUUUAUUUAACAUUUCAGGCCCAAAUAAAGCCCUGCAAUAGGCAUAUUUAGCUCUUGCAUAAUGUAUGUUUAAAUAAUUAUGAUGACCAUAAGACAAAGAUGGUCCCAAAAUUUCUCAAUCAUAAUAGCAAGCUUCAGAAUUUACUGGAAUCAAAUUUAUUAGUAUAGCUAUAAUCAACUCUCUAGACUAUUGGAUGUUGCAGAUGUAAACAGUUUGAAAUACGAUUGCCAUUUAAUGAUUUAAUUCAAAGAUGAAGAAAUGAAGCUGAAUGUUGAUUUAUAAAAAAGCUUGCUAUAUAAUAAACAAUCUAAGUCAAAACAGUGAUAAGGCCACUCGAAAUAAAUUAAUUUGAAUGAAAUUUUCAAUAUUUAUUUUUGAAUUACCUAUUUUUUAGAACUAUUAUAACAAGAACAGCCAGCUCUUUAUCUAAAUAUUAUCUAAAGUAUCAUUAACAAACUUUUCCAGUGAUAUAUAUUGGCGCGUUACUGGAGUCUUGUCUGAGAGCACUCAGUGCAGGCUCAGGGGAGUCCUGUCUGAGAACACUCAGUGCGGGCCUAGAGGAGUCCUGUCUGAGAACACUCAGUGUGGGCCUAGAGGAGUCCUGUCUGAGAACACUCAGUGCGGGCCUAGAGGAGUCAUGUCUGAGAACACUCAGUGCGGGCCUAGAGGAGUCCUGUCUGAGGACACUCAGUGCAGACCUAGAGGAGUCCUGUCUGAGAACACUCAGUGCAGAACUAGAGGGGUCCUGUCUGAGAACACUCAGUGCAGGCCUUAGGAAGAUUUUCUGGAAUGUGAUCUGUUCAUUAUUUGUGUAGAUGUCUGUAUAACUUAAAGAUACCGACUUGACAUUAAUAGAAACCUGGAUGAACACCUGACCUGGAUGAACACCAAUGUAAUCUUUAUUUAAACAUGAAUCAGAAUUGAUUGAUUUUAUUUCUUUUGAUUGAUUUUUAGUACUCUUUGGAUUGUCACAUCUUGAACUCUGACCUCAAUGUGAUUAAAAUACAGAUCUAUA